Laetiporus sulphureus 93-53 is the source of this 975-nucleotide messenger RNA. RefSeq lists its product as uncharacterized. The coding region runs from base 1 to 975 and encodes 324 amino acids. Gene Ontology annotation, molecular function: RNA binding. NCBI's taxonomy places the organism in Eukaryota, Fungi, Basidiomycota, Agaricomycetes, Polyporales, Laetiporaceae. The transcript has 4 exons. The record is from RefSeq and is a predicted model, not a curated record.
AUGAGUGCACUUCAGAAACUUACCAAGAAACAGAAGAAAGCCCUUGCCUUCAGAGAUCGCAAGGGAAAGGGGAAGGCCAAGGCAUUUGACGAAGACAAUGUCGUUCCCGUCGACGAGACUCAAGAUCUUGUGGAUGAUUCCAUGGAGAGUCAAGCUCCAGAUAGCCGUAUGGAAGGUCAAGCAGGACAUGGGAAGCCUUCGGCUGCAAGGGAGCCUAAGAUGGACGAGGUUCUUGGAAGUCAUAAGUCUACGAAGAAGCGCAAGAGGGAGGAUGGCAAUGCGGUGGAAGACGAGAAGAAACCGACUCAGGAAAGGAAAAGGCGGAAGGAGGCGGUUAAGGAUGGAGAGAGCAAAGAAGUCGGGCUGGAGGCAGUAGAUGACGGCGAGGAGAUGACCGAAGGGAAGCACAAGGCCAAGCAGCGGUAUAUUUUGUUCGUCGGCAACCUGAGGUAUACAACAUCGAAGGAAGCGGUGCAAAAGCACUUCGCUGCAUGCGAUCCACCCCCGACUGUUCGCCUGAUGACGCCAAAGCCCUCUGUUACUGGCAAAACUACCGCAAAGUCCAAGGGGUUUGCGUUUCUCGAGUUCCCGUCCAAGAACGGCUUGCAACAAGCUUUGAAGCUUCAUCAGUCUGAACUGAACGGGCGUAUGAUCAAUGUGGAGCUCACCGCGGGCGGUGGUGGGAAGAGCGAGAAUAGGCUGGAGAAGUUGAAGAAGCGUAACCGCGAGUUGCAUGAACAGAGAAGAAAGCGGUUGGUAAAGGAGAAAGGCACGACAAAAGAUGCAGACGAGGAUAUCAGGAUGCCCCGCCCGCAGCGAUAUUCUGCCACAUCUGGCGUGGAUCAAGCACCGAGCAAGAUACGGACGUGGUCGGUAGGGGAGACAACUGAGGUCGCGUCCAAGCGAGGCAAGAAGAGCAAGAAGCGUCCGUCGCAAUCCUUGGGCACUGGAGUGAAUGCUAUACCAGUUGGUUGA